AUGACAACAUCAACUGGACAUAUCAACAAAACCUAUUGGACAAGCAGUAAUUAUGACGGAGAGAUUCGAAAUGAAAGACUUGAGGGAAAUGCUAAAUUUACGUUUCCAUCUGGUACUACUUACCUAGGCGACUUUAAGGAUGGCGAAUUUCAUGGACACGGUAUACUUCAUUAUAGUAAUGGUGCGAAGUAUGAAGCUAUUUGGGAAAAAGGUGUAGCACAACAAGGUCAAUAUACAUUUCCAGAUGGUCUAACAUUCGAUGCUAACGAUUGGAAAUACUGUGAUGGUUAUGAUAGACGUUUCUAUACUGAAACUCUUCAUGAUUUAAAGCCAGCUGGACGAUCUCAAUUAAAAGAUAACGAACCAUCUCAAGUAAUUCCUCUUGAUUGCUACGAUGUAGGUGAUGGAAUUUAUAAUCCAACAUCUCGCAUUGUUACAAAUUAUAAUGGAGAAUUCGUGAGAAAUGCUGAUGAUGAUGAACAUCAAUGGAUUAUUCGUACGUGUCGAAAAGGAUGGGACGAACAUGUUGGAGGACAAAAUUCAAGACUCAAACCUGAUAUGUCGAAACUUAAGAAUUAA
Molecule: messenger RNA, 579 nt
Organism: Rotaria socialis
Lineage: Eukaryota; Metazoa; Rotifera; Eurotatoria; Philodinida; Philodinidae
Source: the annotation of a GenBank genome assembly